Messenger RNA from Oreochromis aureus, 1208 nucleotides. RefSeq names its product carbonic anhydrase 4-like. The transcript is spliced from 9 exons. The coding region runs from base 10 to 951 and encodes 313 amino acids. Gene Ontology annotation, cellular component: plasma membrane. NCBI's taxonomy places the organism in Eukaryota, Metazoa, Chordata, Actinopteri, Cichliformes, Cichlidae. The record is from RefSeq and is a predicted model, not a curated record. Gene Ontology annotation, molecular function: zinc ion binding; carbonate dehydratase activity.
AGUGCCAAGAUGAAGUGGUUUGUAGUUGCCGCUCUUUCUUUGUGCGUCCUCGUACCCACCGCUCACUGCGAAUCAAUAGCCUGGUGUUAUCACCUCCCAUCCUGCAAUGCCUCCACCUGGCCAACACUUUUCCCCCAGUAUUGCAACGGCAGCCGGCAGUCACCCAUUAACAUCGUCUCAGCAUCUGCCACACCGAACGACAACCUGACUUCAUUCACUUUUGUAAAGUAUGACGACACCUCCGCGAUGACAUCCAUAGAAAAUACUGGCGAGACAGUCAAAGUGACCCUUAAGAGCGGAGUUAAGAUUUCAGGAGGGGACCUGUCCGAGCAAUACGACAGCCUGCAGUUCCACUUCCACUGGGGCAACGGCUCCUCUGUGCCCGGCUCAGAGCACACAGUGGAUGGAAAGCGCUAUCCUAUGGAGCUGCAUAUUGUGAACAGCAAGUCAUCCUACAAUGGGAAUACAAGUCUAGCUGUUAAUGACUCCACCGGACUUGCAGCGCUUGGUUUUUUUAUCGAGGUAAUGUCAGGCAACUCAACUGGUCAGCCGGAAAGCUGGCGCAAUUUGACCUCUUACUUGGCCAACAUCACAGAAAAAGGUCAGAAAGUUUCCAUUGCAGCCGGGUUUUCCCUGGAUGACCUGCUCGUCGGUGUGGAUCGCACUAAGUAUUACCGCUACCUUGGAUCCUUGACGACCCCAGCUUGUAAUGAGGCGGUGGUCUGGACCGUUUUUAAGGACCCGAUUAAAGUCAGCAAAGAUCUGAUUGACCUCUUCAGCACCACAGUGCGUGUCGAAAACAGCAUGUCAGAACUAGUGACAAACGUCUACAGAAGCCUGCAGCCAGCACAGCCAGUCUCAACUCAGAGCGUCAAGGCCUCAGCCUCCACAACCUGCUUCUCCCUGAGCCUGCUGCUCCUCAGUCUUGCACUGGGCUGGAGUUGGAGCUAAAAUAGAAAGAGGACGUCAUCAACAACUUUGCCGAUCAACCAGUUGCCUCACUUCGGCACAUGCGUUCUUUCCCCAUUUAACUAAAACCGACCUUUGCUGAUUUCUAAUGUAGCUCUUUGUGUUGGACAUAAUCACGAAAAUUGUGAAGAAUAAUUUAUUCAGGUGAAGGCUACCUCUCCGCACAAGUUAUUUCUGCUAUCUCUUGAUUAUGGCUACCUGUGACAAAGCACUUACCUGUUGUCAGAUUUGAGUCUGUA